Messenger RNA from Trypanosoma grayi, 387 nucleotides. RefSeq lists its product as hypothetical. The record is from RefSeq and is a predicted model, not a curated record. Lineage: Eukaryota; Euglenozoa; Kinetoplastea; Trypanosomatida; Trypanosomatidae. The coding region runs from base 1 to 387 and encodes 128 amino acids. The transcript has a single exon.
AUGAAGCCAAUCAUCGCUAUUCUCUCAGGUACGGCAGGGCACAUCACCGCCUCUUCUUCUUACUCCUACUCCUCUUCCACCUCUGCUGCUAUUGUGCCGGUAAACGAACUCCUGGCGGUCGUUGACCUGCUCUUCUACACACAGCGGGCGGCCGUUGCACAAGUGACGUUCGUCCCGCACAUUCAGCUGCUGCUUGCGCUGCCGUGGAAGCAGUGGGCCUCCUGGAUCGUGGCAGCGUCGGAGGACGCUGAUUCCGCCNUAUCGCUGUGCUGCUCCGCCAUUGCCUCCAGCGGCUGCGUGUCGCCCACUCGCUGGAGUCCGUCGCGCCGGACGUGCUGCAUUUUGUGCGAUGCGCCGUGGAGGACUUCCCACUCACCGACGCUCUAG